AUGGACACUCACUUCAGUGGUGCCACCACACCCUCAACAGUCACUUCAAGUGAUGCCACCUCUCCCUCUCCCUCAACUACAUUGACUUUCACUUCAAGUGUUACCACCACUACUACACCGACAGAAAUAUUAACUGUGGCCAACAUUCUCUCAACUACAUCGACAGUCACUUCAAGUGAUGCCACUACACCCUCAACAUUCACUUCAAGUGGUGCCACCGCUACCACAUCAACAUCAGCAUUCACUUCAAGUGAUGCCACCACUCCCUCAACAUCAAUAUUCACUUCAAGUAAUGGCACCUCUCCCUCAACAUCAAUAUUCACUUCAAUUGAUGCCACCAAUCCCUCAACUACAACGACAUCAACUUCAAAUGAUGCCACCACUACUACACUGACAUUAACAGUCAUUUCAAGCGAUUCCACCACUCCCUCAAAUGCCUCUUCAAGUGAUGCCACCACUCCCUCAUCUACAUCAAUAGUCACUUCAAGUGAUGCCACAGCUACUACAUCAACAUCAGCAGUCACUUCAAGCGAUAUCACUGUUCCUUCAACAUUUACUUCAAGUGGUGCCACUGAUACUACAUCAGCAUUCAGUUCAAGUGAUGCCAUCUCUCCCUCGACAUCAACAGUCACUUUAAGUGAUGGCACCACUCCCUCAACAGUGUCUUCAAGUGAUGCCACCGCUACUUCAUCAACAUCAGCAGUCUCCUCAAGUGAUGCCACCAAUCCCUCAACUGCAUUGACAUCAACUUCAAAUGAUGCCACCUCUCCCUCGACAUCAAUAUUCACUUCAAGUGAUGCCACCUCUCCCUCGACAUCAAUCUUCACUUCAAUUGAUGCCACCUCUCACUCAACUACAUCGAUAGUCACUUCAGACGAUACUACAUCAACAACCACUUCAAAUGUUGCCACCACUGCCUCAACAGUCACUUCAAGUGAUGCCAUCACUCCCUCAACUACACUGAUAGUAACUUCAGAAAAUGCCACAUGGACACCCACUUCAGGUGAUGCAACCUCUUCCUCAACUACAUCAACAUUCACUUCAAGUGAUGCCACCUCUCCCUCAACUCCCUCAACUACUUUCACUUCAAGUGUUACCACCACUACUACACCGACAGAAAUAUUAACUGUGGCCAACAUUCUCUCAACUACAUCGACAGUCACUUCAAGUGAUGCCACUACACCCUCAACAUUCACUUCAAGUGGAGACACUGCUACCACAUCAACAUCAGCAUUCACUUCAAGUGAUGCCACCACUCCCUCAAAAUCAAUAUUCACUUCAAGUAAUGGCACCUCUCCCUCGACAUCAAUAUUCACUUCAAGUGAUGACACCAAUCCCUCAACUGCAACGACAUCAACUUCAAAUGAUGCCACCACUACUACACCGACAUUAACAGUCAUUUCAAGCGAUUCCACCACUCCCUCAAAAGCCUCUUCAAGUGAUGCCACCACUCCCUCAUCUACAUCAAUAGUCACUUCAAGUGAUGCCACAGCUACUACAUCAACAUCAUCAGUCACUUCAAGCGAUAUCACUGUUCCUUCAACAUUUACUUCAAGUGGUGCCACCGAUACUACAUCAGCAUUCAGUUCAAGUGAUGCCAUCUCUCCCUCGACAUCAACAGUCACUUUAAGUGAUGGCACCACUCCCUCAACAGUCUCUUCAAGUGAUGCCACCGCUACUUCAUCAACAUCAGCAGUCUCCUCAAGUGAUGCCACCAAUCCCUCAACUGCAUUGACAUCAACUUCAAAUGAUGCCACCUCUCCCUCGACAUCAAUAUUCACUUCAAGUGAUGCCACCUCUCCCUCGACAUCAAUCUUCACUUCAAUUGAUGCCACCUCUCACUCAACUACAUCGAUAGUCACUUCAGACGAUACUACAUCAACAACCACUUCAAAUGUUGCCACCACUGCCUCAACAGUCACUUCAAGUGAUGCCAUCACUCCCUCAACUACACUGAUAGUAACUUCAGAAAAUGCCACAUGGACACUCACUUCAGGUGAUGCAUCCUCUUCCUCAACUACAUCAACAUUCACUUCAAGUGGUGCCACCACUCCCUCAACAGUAGCUUCAAGUGAUGCCACUGCUACUGCAUCAACAUCAGCAGUCUCUUCAAGUGAUGCCACCACUCCUUCUACAGUCAAUUCAAGCAAUCCCACCACUCCCUCAACAGUCACUUCAAGUGUUGCCAUCUCUUCCUCGACAUCAAUCUUCACUUCAAAUGUUGCCACCACUGCCUCAACAGUCACUUCAAGUGAUGCCAUCACUCCCUCAACUACACUGAUAGUAACUUCAGAAAAUGCCACAUGGACACCCACUUCAGGUGAUGCAACCUCUUCCUCAACUACAUCAACAUUCACUUCAAGUGGUGCCACCACACCCUCAACAGUCACUUCAAGUGAUGACACCUCUCCCUCAACUACAUUGACUUUCACUUCAAGUGUUACCACCACUACUACACCAACAGAAAUAUUAACUGUGGCCAACCUUCUCUCAACUACAUCGACAGUCACUUCAAGUGAUGCCACUACACCCUCAACAUUCACUUCAAGUGGUGCCACCGCUACCACAUCAACAUCAGCAUUCACUUCAAGUGAUGCCACCACUCCCUCAACAUCAAUAUUCACUUCAAGUAAUGGCACCUCUCCCUCGACAUCAAUAUUCACUUCAAGUGAUGCCACCAAUCCCUCAACUGCAACGACAUCAACUUCAAAUGAUGCCACCACUACUACACCGACAUUAACAGUCAUUUCAAGCGAUUCCACCACUCCCUCAAAAGCCUCUUCAAGUCAUGCCACCACUCCCUCAUCUACAUCAGCAAUAUUCACUUCAAGUGAUGCCACCUCUCCCUCGACAUCAAUCUUCACUUCAAUUGAUGCCACCUCUCACUCAACUACAUCGAUAGUCACUUCAGACGAUACUACAUCAACAACCACUUCAAAUGUUGCCACCACUGCCUCAACAGUCACUUCAAGUGUUGCCAUCACUCCCUCAACUACACUGAUAGUAACUUCAGAAAAUGCCACAUGGACACUCACUUCAGGUGAUGCAUCCUCUUCCUCAACUACAUCAACAUUCACUUCAAGUGGUGCCACCACUCCCUCAACAGUAGCUUCAAGUGAUGCCACUGCUACUGCAUCAACAUCAGCAGUCUCUUCAAGUGAUGCCACCACUCCUUCUACAGUCACUUCAAGCAAUCCCACCACUCCCUCAACAGUCACUUCAAGUGUUGCCAUCUCCUCGACAUCAAUCUUCACUUCAAAUGUUGCCACCACUGCCUCAACAGUCACUUCAAGUGAUGCCAUCACUCCCUCAACUACACUGACAGUAACUUCAGAAAAUGCCACAUGGACACCCACUUCAGGUGAUGCAACCUCUUCCUCAACUACAUCAACAUUCACUUCAAGUGGUGCUACCACACCCUCAACAGUCACUUCAAGUGAUGCCACCUCUCCCUCAACUACAUUGACUUUCACUUCAAGUGGUGCCACCACACCCUCAACAGUCUCCUCAAGUGAUGCCACCAAUCCCUCAACUGCAUUGACAUCAACGUCAAAUGAUGCCACCUCUCCCUCGACAUCAAUAUUCACUUCAAUUGAUGCCACCUUUCCUUCUACAUUCACUUCAAGCAACCCCACCACUCCCUCAACAGUCACUUCAAGUGAUAUCUUCACUUCAAUUGAUGCCACCUCUCACUCAACUACAUCGAUAGUCACUUCAGACGAUACUACAUCAACAACCACUUCAAAUGUUGCCACCACUGCCUCAACAGUCACUUCAAGUGAUGCCAUCACUCCCUCAACUACACUGAUAGUAACUUCAGAAAAUGCCACAUGGACACCCACUUCAGGUGAUGCAACCUCUUCCUCAACUACAUCAACAUUCACUUCAAGUGGUGCCACCACACCCUCAACAGUCACUUCAAGUGAUGACACCUCUCCUCAACCAGUCACUUCAAGCGAUAUCACUGUUCCUUCAACAUUUACUUCAAGUGGUGCCACCGAUACUACAUUAGCAUUCAGUUCAAGUGAUGCAAUUUCUCCCUCGACAUCAACAGUCACUUUAAGUGAUGGCACCACUCCCUCAACAGUCUCUUCAAGUGAUGCCACCGCUACUUCAUCAACAUCAGCAGUCUCCUCAAGUGAUGCCACCAAUCCCUCAACUGCAUUGACAUCAACUUCAAAUGAUGCCACCUCUCCCUCGACAUCAAUAUUCACUUCAAGUGAUGCCACCUCUCCCUCGACAUCAAUCUUCACUUCAAUUGAUGCCACCUCUCACUCAACUACAUCGAUAGUCACUUCAGACGAUACUACAUCAACAACCACUUCAAAUGUUGCCACCACUGCCUCAACAGUCACUUCAAGUGAUGCCAUCACUCCCUCAACUACACUGAUAGUAACUUCAGAAAAUGCCACAUGGACACUCACUUCAGGUGAUGCAUCCUCUUCCUCAACUACAUCAACAUUCACUUCAAGUGGUGCCACCACUCCCUCAACAGUAGCUUCAAGUGAUGCCACUGCUACUGCAUCAACAUCAGCAGUCUCUUCAAGUGAUGCCACCACUCCUUCUACAGUCACUUCAAGCAAUCCCACCACUCCCUCAACAGUCACUUCAAGUGUUGCCAUCUCUUCCUCGACAUCAAUCUUCACUUCAAAUGUUGCCACCACUGCCUCAACAGUCACUUCAAGUGAUGCCAUCACUCCCUCAACUACACUGAUAGUAACUUCAGAAAAUGCCACAUGGACACCCACUUCAGGGGAUGCAACCUCUUCCUCAACUACAUCAACAUUCACUUCAAGUGGUGCCACCACACCCUCAACAGUCACUUCAAGUGAUGCCACCUCUCCCUCAACUACAUUGACUUUCACUUCAAGUGUUACCACCACUACUACACCAACAGAAAUAUUAACUGUGGCCAACAUUCUCUCAACUACAUCGACAGUCACUUCAAGUGAUGCCACUACACCCUCAACAUUCACUUCAAGUGGUGCCACCGCUACCACAUCAACAUCAGCAUUCACUUCAAGUGAUGCCACCACUCCCUCAACAUCAAUAUUCACUUCAAGUAAUGGCACCUCUCCCUCAACAUCAAUAUUCACUUCAAGUGAUGCCACCAAUCCCUCAACUGCAACGACAUCAACUUCAAAUGAUGCCACCACUACUACACUGACAUUAACAGUCAUUUCAAGCGAUUCCACCACUCCCUCAAAUGCCUCUUCAAGUGAUGCCACCACUCCCUCAUCUACAUCAAUAGUCACUUCAAGUGAUGCCACAGCUACUACAUCAACAUCAGCAGUCACUUCAAGCGAUAUCACUGUUCCUUCAACAUUUACUUCAAGUGGUGCCACCGAUACUACAUCAGCAUUCAGUUCAAGUGAUGCCAUCUCUCCUACAUCAACAGUCACUUUAAGUGAUGGCACCACUCCCUCAACAGUCUCUUCAAGUGAUGCCACCGCUACUUCAUCAACAUCAGCAGUCUCCUCAAGUGAUGCCACCAAUCCCUCAACUGCAUUGACAUCAACUUCAAAUGAUGCCACCUCUCCCUCGACAUCAAUAUUCACUUCAAGUGAUGCCACCUCUCCCUCGACAUCAAUCUUCACUUCAAUUGAUGCCACCUCUCACUCAACUACAUCGAUAGUCACUUCAGACGAUACUACAUCAACAACCACUUCAAAUGUUGCCACCACUGCCUCAACAGUCACUUCAAGUGAUGCCAUCACUCCCUCAACUACACUGAUAGUAACUUCAGAAAAUGCCACAUGGACACCCACUUCAGGUGAUGCAACCUCUUCCUCAACUACAUCAACAUUCACUUCAAGUGAUGCCACCUCUCCCUCAACUACAUUGACUUUCACUUCAAGUGUUACCACCACUACUACACCGACAGAAAUAUUAACUGUGGCCAACAUUCUCUCAACUACAUCGACAGUCACUUCAAGUGAUGCCACUACACCCUCAACAUUCACUUCAAGUGGAGACACUGCUACCACAUCAACAUCAGCAUUCACUUCAAGUGAUGCCACCACUCCCUCAAAAUCAAUAUUCACUUCAAGUAAUGGCACCUCUCCCUCGACAUCAAUAUUCACUUCAAGUGAUGACACCAAUCCCUCAACUGCAACGACAUCAACUUCAAAUGAUGCCACCACUACUACACCGACAUUAACAGUAAUUUCAAGCGAUUCCACCACUCCCUCAAAAGCCUCUUCAAGUGAUGCCACCACUCCCUCAUCUACAUCAAUAGUCACUUCAAGUGAUGCCACAGCUACUACAUCAACAUCAGCAGUCACUUCAAGCGAUAUCACUGUUCCUUCAACAUUUACUUCAAGUGGUGCCACUGAUACUACAUCAGCAUUCAGUUCAAGUGAUGCCAUCUCUCCCUCGACAUCAACAGUCACUUUGAGUGAUCAACAGUCUCUUCAAUCACUUCAAGUGAACACCUCUCCCUCAACUACAUUGACUUUCACUUCAAGUGUUACCACCACUACUACACCAACAGAAAUAUUAACUGUGGCCAACCUUCUCUCAACUACAUCGACAGUCACUUCAAGUGAUGCCACUACACCCUCAACAUUCACUUCAAGUGGUGCCACCGCUACCACAUCAACAUCAGCAUUCACUUCAAGUGAUGCCACCACUCCCAAACAUCAAUAUUCACUUCAAUGUUACCACCACUACUACACCGACAGAAAUAUUAACUGUGGCCAACAUUCUCUCAACUACAUCGACAGUCACUUCAAGUGA
Oncorhynchus tshawytscha (Chinook salmon) is the source of this 6738-nucleotide messenger RNA. Its product is annotated as serine-rich adhesin for platelets-like. Lineage: Eukaryota; Metazoa; Chordata; Actinopteri; Salmoniformes; Salmonidae. The record is from RefSeq and is a predicted model, not a curated record.